Molecule: messenger RNA, 630 nt
Organism: Cryptotermes secundus
Lineage: Eukaryota; Metazoa; Arthropoda; Insecta; Blattodea; Kalotermitidae
Gene: RpL40
Product: ubiquitin-60S ribosomal protein L40
Exons: 3
Coding region: 102-488 (128 amino acids)
Biological process (GO): protein ubiquitination; modification-dependent protein catabolic process; translation
Cellular component (GO): nucleus; ribosome; cytoplasm
Molecular function (GO): structural constituent of ribosome; protein tag activity; ubiquitin protein ligase binding
Source: RefSeq, a predicted model, not a curated record
UGAGGUGUUAGUGGAUUCAGUUUUCCUAUUUAUAUACAUUGUCGCAAUUAAAAUUAGUUUUAGAUGGAUUGAUUUUUAUUUAUGUGAUUUGGUACGUUACAAUGCAGAUUUUCGUAAAAACGCUAACGGGGAAAACUAUUACCCUUGAAGUUGAAGCGUCGGACACCAUCGAAAAUGUCAAGGCGAAGAUUCAGGAUAAGGAAGGUAUCCCACCCGACCAACAAAGGUUGAUCUUUGCAGGAAAGCAGCUGGAAGACGGCCGCACGUUAUCGGAUUAUAAUAUUCAGAAAGAAUCGACUCUUCACUUGGUUCUGCGUCUUCGUGGUGGUGUAAUUGAGCCAACACUUCGAAUCUUGGCUCAGAAGUACAACUGUGACAAGAUGAUCUGCCGUAAAUGUUAUGCUCGGCUUCAUCCAAGAGCUACAAACUGCCGUAAGAAGAAGUGUGGCCACACAAACAACAUUCGGCCCAAGAAGAAGCUGAAGUAGAGAGAGCAAUGUGAAUUGCCCGUAAUUCAAGCAGUGUACAUUGAUUAUUGGAUCAGGUAGCUGAAGUUUAACUCUGAUUUUGCCUUCAGAGUGAUGUAUACUCUUGGAUUUCAAUAAAACACAUUGUUGACUGGUUCUGUGA